AUUCCAGGCUUAGAGAAGGCCUGAGGACAAAAGGGAAAUAACUGCGACAUUACCCACAACCUUGAUGCCAGACAACCAUGAAGGCCACGCAAGCUCUGUCCCGUUGAGUUGGGGCAGCGCCUCUGACAACUGGCACGUCUCAGCUUCCUCUGGCACCAGGGCCUUUAAAAAGAUAAAGCUGAGUCACCACAUCAGGGAAGUCUUUCUCCUCUCUUCGACUCUAGGGUGCGGCCAUGUACCCAAACGGAAACAAACUCCAAGGCAAGCCGCGCCGUAAACAGCAAGCUGCCGGCGCUGCAGAGACGGCUGCACGAACCAAUGGCUUCCUGCUACGUCACAGAGCCCGCCUCCGCCACGCAGAGCUGACCCGGAGCUUAACUCGCGGCGCGGGCUUCUGGCGUCACUUCCUCUAAAGGCAUGGCGGCACAGGGAGCGGCGGCGGCGGUUGCGGCGGCGACUUCAGGGAUCGCGGGAGAGGGCGAGCCCGGGCCCGGGGAGAAUGCGGCAGUCGAGGGGACUGCUCCGUCCCCGGGCCGCGUCUCUCCGCCGACCCCGGCGCGCGGCGAACCGGAAGUCACCGUGGAGAUCGGAGAAACGUACCUGUGUCGGCGGCCGGAUAGCACCUGGCAUUCUGCUGAAGUGAUCCAGUCUCGAGUGAAUGACCAGGAGGGCCGAGAGGAAUUCUAUGUACACUACGUGGGCUUUAACCGACGACUGGAUGAAUGGGUCGACAAAAACCGGCUGGCGCUGACCAAGACAGUGAAGGAUGCUGUGCAGAAGAACUCCGAGAAGUACCUGAGUGAGCUGGCCGAGCAGCCGGAGCGCAAGAUCACUCGCAACCAAAAGCGCAAGCAUGAUGAGAUCAACCACGUGCAGAAGACCUAUGCAGAGAUGGACCCCACGACGGCAGCCUUGGAGAAGGAACAUGAGGCGAUCACGAAGGUGAAGUACGUGGACAAGAUCCACAUCGGGAACUAUGAAAUUGAUGCCUGGUACUUCUCACCUUUCCCAGAAGACUAUGGGAAACAGCCCAAGCUCUGGCUCUGCGAGUACUGCCUCAAGUACAUGAAAUACGAGAAGAGCUACCGCUUCCACUUGGGCCAGUGUCAAUGGCGGCAGCCCCCAGGGAAGGAGAUCUAUCGCAAGAGCAACAUCUCCGUGUACGAGGUAGAUGGCAAAGACCACAAGAUUUACUGUCAAAACCUCUGUCUGCUGGCCAAGCUUUUCCUGGACCACAAGACAUUGUACUUCGACGUGGAGCCCUUCGUCUUUUACAUCCUAACUGAGGUGGACAGGCAGGGGGCCCACAUCGUCGGCUACUUCUCCAAGGAGAAGGAAUCGCCGGACGGGAACAACGUGGCCUGUAUCCUGACCCUGCCCCCCUACCAGCGGCGUGGCUAUGGAAAGUUCCUCAUCGCUUUCAGUUAUGAGCUAUCCAAGCUGGAAAGCACGGUAGGCUCCCCAGAGAAGCCGCUGUCUGACCUGGGUAAGCUCAGCUACCGCAGCUACUGGUCCUGGGUCCUGCUGGAGAUUCUCCGAGACUUCCGGGGCACCCUGUCCAUCAAGGACCUUAGCCAGAUGACCAGCAUUACGCAGAACGACAUCAUCAGCACGCUGCAGUCUCUCAACAUGGUCAAGUACUGGAAGGGUCAGCAUGUGAUCUGCGUCACACCCAAACUGGUGGAGGAGCACCUCAAAAGUGCCCAGUAUAAGAAACCACCCAUCACAGUGGACUCUGUCUGUCUCAAGUGGGCACCCCCCAAGCACAAACAAGUCAAACUCUCCAAGAAGUGAGUGGCCUGUGCCUGCUGCCGGACCCCUGCCUCCUUGCCCCCAGCCUGUAAAUAUGUACAGACCUGUUGUCCCUGUCAUUUUUUUUUUUUUUUUUUUUUAAAUAAAGAAAACU
This is a messenger RNA of Choloepus didactylus (southern two-toed sloth), 1906 nucleotides long. It is a transcript of the gene KAT8, whose product is annotated as lysine acetyltransferase 8. The coding region runs from base 418 to 1794 and encodes 458 amino acids. Lineage: Eukaryota; Metazoa; Chordata; Mammalia; Pilosa; Megalonychidae. Gene Ontology annotation, biological process: regulation of DNA-templated transcription. The transcript has 11 exons. The record is from RefSeq and is a predicted model, not a curated record. Gene Ontology annotation, molecular function: histone acetyltransferase activity.